ACUGCAGGAUAUACUGAUAAUAAUUUCAGACUCAAAUUAGUACCGUGUACUUGAUUUGUGAAUGUGGGUUAGGGUAGGUUAAAAGCGUUUACAAGUCGUCGUCAUCGUAUUAUAUAUUCCUCCGGUGGAACAACGACAUAAGUGCAAAUUUUUGACUUUUUGACAUAAGUACGACAACAGUACAAUAACAUUUCAUUUUAUCGAAUGGAACAAUGACAUAAGUAUAAUACCUAUUAUUGACCGCUAGAGAGCAGUUUCGUCAUUGUUGAAAUUACCGGUUUUUAAUCACAUGUCCAAUGGAACAAUGACGUUGUUAUCAGUUGUGUUUCGCCUACCGACCGCGGUGCAUUGUUUUUAUUUCUACAACGACGUAAUUGUUAUUUGUGACACUUUUUUGUUUAAUCCUGGUGCCACAACGACGUAAGUGAGAGUUACGUCAUUUUUCAUCUAAAAACACUUAAUUUUUCGUCAUUAUCUAGUGGAACAACGCCGUAAGUAUACAUUCCGUCAUUAUUGACUUCAAAUUUUUUUUUUUUUUUUAGUGUAAUUGUUCUUUCUGUCAUUGUUCACUCAAUAUUUCUUUGCUUUUUUCCAAUUUGCGAUUUUAUUUUUAUUUUGUAAACUAUGUUUUUAGAGUAUUAUGAUGAAACGAACAAAGCUAUUAUUAGAACUAGCUACUCAAAAGACUGAAAUUGAGAAAAAUUCUGUAUGUAAUAUUGAAAAUUCGCCUAAGACUGAUUCUCCCGAGAUUUUGACUGACGCUCAAUAUUUGCAGUCCAGUCCAUCAUCAUCUGUAACACCGUGUUGUAUCGCCGAACAAAAUGAAUCACCAAUCAAGCUUAAGCUUCGUAGAUUGACAAAACAGACGAAUUAUAAAGUAAUAGUUGAUGAUUCAGAAAAUGAGGAAAAUCUUUCUGGGGAUGACAGUGACAACUAUAUUCCAUCAGUAAGUGAAACAUCUUCGGAAAGUGAGAGCACUGACCAGUUGACCGAUCUCCAAACAAUCGAUCUCCCGAUAACAGUUUCACCUAUCAAAAAAGGAAAAAAGAGAUCAAGAAACCCAGAGCAAUGGAAAAAAACAAAAGCCAAAUUAUUGAAGAAUUCUGGUAAGAGCUACACUUCUAGAACAGGGAAAACUGUCAACGAAAGGGUUAUGGGGCCAAAUUGCUCUGACCGGUGUAUUCUAAAGUGCUCAUCAAAAGUAUCUGACGAAUACAGGAUUGAACUUUUUAAUAAAUAUUGGAGUUUGGCGUCAUUACAGCGACAACGGGAUUACUUAGCUUCAUGUAUUGAGCCCCUCCAACUCAAAUAUCGUCGUAUAUUUACUUCAGAAACUCCCAGAAGGCAAAACUGUGGAUUUUAUUUGCUUUUUGAAGGAAAUCGAAUUCGGGUAUGUAAAACCUACAUGAUUAACACUUUCGGAAUAACGGAAAGAACGAUUCGCAGUGUCAUUCAAUCAAGAACUUCUGGUUCAGGCAUAACUGUAGAAGACAAACGAGGAAAACAUGGCAAUCAUUCGAGAGCUGACCUAGAUAUAAUAAAUUCCGUAAAAGAACACAUCAACUCCAUUCCUAGAGUCGAAAGUCACUAUCAAAGAGCCAACACAACAAGAGAAUUCGUUGAUGGCGGGUUGUGUAUUGCUGAAAUGCAUAGACACUAUGCAAAAGAGCGAGUCGACAAUGGAAAAACUGCAGCGAGUUACGAUUGCUAUGCUCGUAUAUUUAAUACGGAAUUUAACAUUGGAUUUUUCUCUCCCAAAAAAAGAUCAGUGUGAUUUUUGUGAAGGGUUCAACAAUGCCACGG
Molecule: messenger RNA, 1803 nt
Organism: Myzus persicae (green peach aphid)
Lineage: Eukaryota; Metazoa; Arthropoda; Insecta; Hemiptera; Aphididae
Exons: 2
Coding region: 641-1774 (377 amino acids)
Source: RefSeq, a predicted model, not a curated record